AAUACUUCACAGUGAAUAAUCACAAAUAUACUUACAUAAUAUCAACCAAGAUAAAAUCAAACUAAGAUAAAAAUGGUGGCCAUCAACAGAAGCAACGCCGGAAGCGUCUCUGCCCAGUACCACGUUACCUUUGGAUCAGAAAAUGUCCAGGAAUUUAACAGAUGGGAGCCUGCACACGUCUGCAAUGCCCAUCCAACCUUGAAGAUGAAGAAAGCCAAGUAUCCCCCGGCUAUCAGAGCGCGCAGAGGUGCUGGACAACGUCUAUAAGCAACAAUCUGGUACGUGUGUAUGCUUAAAGCGCAUGCGUGUAGUCUCCGAAUGGAUACAUAGCUGACUAUUGGAUAUAGGAGUUAUCUUUUGAGGAGAGUCUCAAGGCAAUAAAAGAAGUAAAUGCAGCUGACUAGCGCAGAUCAGCUGCACAUCGACACUGGUUAAUGCAUUACAUAGUAAAUAGGGCUGGCUAAAACCGAAUAAACUACAUACAAUACGAUCUCUGAAGCCUUUUACUUAUAGAGGCUCCCGACUAAACCACUCUGUGCAAUGGCAGUCGGGAAAUGUAGUGGCUUCGCUAUGCGGUUCAUUUACGUCUUUUCUUCCAAAUUUAUUCCACCGCCUUGUUCAUCAUUCGCUUUUAGAACGAUAGGCACAUCAACUCGGGUUGCGCUAAAAUUAGCCAGUAAAUAUCCUUUAAGACUAUGAAUCCGCAAGUUAUUAAAAUGAUAAUAACGCACAUGGUCAGUGACGUUAAUUAUGGCACGUGUGAGUAGCACGAAGCAUCACUUGCUUCUCAGUUUGUGGACAAUGCCAUCCAUCCGCUGAAUAACGAGUAAAGAUUGAUUGUGCUCAAUUAUCUCCUGUAUUUCGCUCUAUAAAACAUAGUCGACGAGAUGUUUCCAUGCAUUGUAGGUCCAUGCAUGCAUCAAAGCGAUUGGAACAAAGUCCCCGCCACAAGUAUAUGCGCGGGGUGUGUUGCGUAUCCGUCUGCGAGUGUAUGUAAAUAUAGAUUCGGGCACUUUUUGGCGCAUAUUUUCACACCACAGUGUAGCUCAGGAUGGACCAUUAAUUAUUUUCUAGUAACUAUCAAAUCUAG
Sphaeroforma arctica JP610 is the source of this 1090-nucleotide messenger RNA. RefSeq lists its product as hypothetical. The transcript has a single exon. NCBI's taxonomy places the organism in Eukaryota, Ichthyosporea, Ichthyophonida. The coding region runs from base 73 to 267 and encodes 64 amino acids. The record is from RefSeq and is a predicted model, not a curated record.